This is a messenger RNA of Trichogramma pretiosum, 5802 nucleotides long. Its product is annotated as midasin-like. Gene Ontology annotation, molecular function: ATP binding; ATP hydrolysis activity. Bases 1 to 5802 code for a protein of 1933 amino acids. Lineage: Eukaryota; Metazoa; Arthropoda; Insecta; Hymenoptera; Trichogrammatidae. Gene Ontology annotation, cellular component: preribosome, large subunit precursor. The transcript is spliced from 9 exons. Gene Ontology annotation, biological process: ribosomal large subunit assembly; rRNA processing. The record is from RefSeq and is a predicted model, not a curated record.
AUGUUACUGGAAAAUCUAAAGAUAUUUUGCGCUCGGCGCGAAAUUUACAAAAUAAAAUUCAACCAGUACCUCAAACUACAGGUACUGACUGAAGAAAAUGAAGCUAAAAUUUUAGAUUUAUUAUGUGAUAUACUUAUGAAUUCAGAAUAUUGUAGAGAUGUAUGUGAGUGUUUUAGACAAUCACUUUUAUUUUUGUUAACAAAAGCUAUGAAAACAGAUCAAUUAUUGAAAGCCCAUACAUAUGAUGGGGAUCUGUUUCAUAAACUAAAUUGUGUUAUUAUAGGAAAAUUAAUAUCGCUACAUCCUGAUGUACCAACUUUUGCAUUGGAUUAUUUUGAUAAAAAUCCAUCACCUUUUGAAGAGCCCGAAAAAUACCUCAGGGAACCUCAAAACAUAAAAAGGCACAUGAAUCGACAAAGUCCAAGAGAAAUUACAGAUCUAGAAAUCGUGGAAGCAACUUAUAAUAUAUUACAAGCUUCUCCUGAGCAUUACAAGCAUAAAUUUAGCUGGUCUAAAUUUUUGAAAUAUCUGAAUCACAGCGAUACCAAAGUGAAAUGGAUUGCUAUUAAAUGUGAAGCUAUUUAUCUAGAAAUGUCAGAAUCUGAGAGAAAUUCCAAAUUCACGAUUGAAAAUAUAAGUGAAAAACAUUUUUCAAAUGAUGAUGAAGAAAUUGGUAGAUCUACUUUUGAAUUGCAAGGAGCCACUUUUUGUAAAACGAAGGAAUUAGGGAAACACUGUAAAUCGGUAGUAUCAGUUGCUGAUGUUUUAUUGCCCAUUCGUAAUAAAAACAUAAUAUCAGAAAACUCAGAUAAAGAUCUAGUAUCUGUACCAUCUAUGAAAGAAAAUCUUCGUAGCUUAGCUUUAGCAGUAGUAUCAAGAAAAUGUAUCUGUUUACAAGGUCCAGUCGGAUGUGGAAAAACAGCUAUUGUUGAGUAUUUAGCUAAAGAAACUGGUCAUGGACCAUCAGAUUUUAUCAAAGUACAGUUAGGAGAUCAAACAGACUGUAAAAUGCUUUUGGGUACCUACAAAUGUACUGAUAUCCCAGGAGAAUUUAUUUGGCAACCAGGUGUAUUGACUCAGGCCGUUAUUGAUGGCAAGUGGUUAUUGCUUGAGGACAUUGACAGUGCUGCACUAGAUGUUGCUAGCGUUCUUAGUGAUCUGAUGGAAACUGGAACAUUAUCCGUACCAGGUUUUAGAGACACAAUUCGUGUCAAAAGUGGAUUUCAAUUAUUUGUUACUCAACGACUAAUUCAUACUAACUCUGGACUUCAACGUCAAUCAUUUGGUGCAUCAAGUUUAUUAGAAAAACAUUGGUUGGUUGUUAAUAUGGAACCUUUGUCUAAAGAAGAGUUAGAAAUAGUAGUAAAAACCCUAUUUCCUAUUUUAAGUACUUGUGCCACAAAAAUAGUAGAUACUUUUCUUUUAUUUUCUAUGGGAAAACAUGAAAUGAAUAAUAUUAAAAAUGAAAGCUUAGGAUUAAAAACCGGAAGGCAUAUUUCAACUAGAGAUUUAAUUAAAUGGUGCUCAAGAAUAGCAAAUGAUUUUGAGGUAUCAUCAACUGAAUCUGAAAUGAAAUUGUUUCAAGAUGCCAUUGAUAUUUUUUGCUGCUCUGUUACAAAUCAAGAUGACAGAAUUAAAUUCGCUAAGGAUAUAGCCCAUAAGCUUGGCGUUCCUGAGGAAAAAGCUAAGUAUUUUAUUCAAGAUAAUGCUCCUACAAUGACUCGAUCAUCAGAAUUCUUUCUCUUUGGAAGGAGUAAAGUAUGCAAAAAAAAGUCUUUACUCUUAAACACUAAUAAAAUUGAAACAAAAUAUUCUUUUACCAAGCCCUCUGCUCGGCUUGUUGAGCGUAUCACAACUAGUAUAGCUCAACGAGAGCCAGUUUUACUUGUUGGAGAGACUGGUACUGGAAAAACCAGUAGUAUUCAGUUCAUAGCUCGAAGUACUGGGCACAAACUGUUAGUCAUUAAUAUGAACCAGCAGAGUGAAAGUGGUGAUUUGCUUGGAGGAUACAAGCCAAUUGAUCUGCGCAUUCUAAUUUUUCCAAUUCGUCAGGAAUUCGAAAAUCUUUUCCGAUCAUAUUUUGCUGUGGAACCAAAUUUACCAUACUUAUCUUUCAUUGGAACUUGUUUUGAGAAAGCAAAGUGGUCUCAACUUGUGAAGUCGAUGAAAUAUAGUACAAAUGCAGCUUUAGAACGAUUAAGACGUACUAUUAAAAAUAACAACAACGAUGUCAGAAAUGAAAUCAACGAUGAAAAGAAACUUGCAAAAAAUCAAGAGUUAUUGACUAAAUGGGAGCAGCUUUCAUUGAAAUUAGAUAAACUAGCAUCUCAAGUUAAAGCUAAUCUUUCCAUUGCAUUUGCAUUCAUUGAAGGUAGUCUUAUUAGAGCUCUUAAAGAAGGCUACUGGGUACUUCUCGAUGAAAUUAAUUUGGCUAACGCUGAGACAUUAGAGUGUUUGUCUGGUCUUUUAGAAGGAAGUUCUGGUUCUUUGUUCCUUUUGGAAAGAGGCGAUAAAGAAUCGAUUAAACGACAUCCAGACUUUACGAUUUUUGCUUGUAUGAAUCCGGCCACUGAUGUAGGAAAGAAGGAAUUACCCGUAGGCUUGCGUAAUCGUUUUACUGAAUUUUAUGUUGAUGAACUUGAACAAGAAUCCGACAUUUUAAUAUUAGUUAAAGACUACCUGAAGGAUCUGCACUUAACAAGCAAGCAUCACAAAGCACUCGUUGAUUUUUAUCAAAAUAUCAAGAAAGACGCUAAAAAUACUUUAUCUGAUGGCGAAGCUCAAAAACCGCUUUACAGUUUAAGAACAUUGUGCAGAGCUUUGAGUGUAGCUGCAGGUAAUCCAUGUAAUAAUAAUCUAAAGUCUCUUUGCAAAGCUGGUGAAGAGUAUCUGAAUUUUGAAGGUUACUGGAUUGUCCGAGGUACCAACGAACCCGAAGUCCCAGAAAAUUACAUUCUAACAUCAUCUGUUCGGCGUAAUUUGAAAGACGUCGUGCGUGUGGUAUCGUUGGGGAAGAUACCGCUUCUUCUACAGGGUGAUACUUCUGUGGGUAAAACCAGUUUAAUUACUUACUUGGCUCGAGCCACGGGUCACGUUUGUGUGCGCAUUAACAAUCACGAACAUACCGAUCUGCAAGAGUACGUCGGCCGCUAUGUUGCCGAUAAAUCUGGCAAGCUAAUUUUUCAAGAAGGCGCGCUUGUUGAAGCCAUGAGAAAAGGUUACUGGAUAAUUCUUGAUGAACUGAAUUUAGCUCCCAGUGACGUUCUUGAAGCUCUUAACCGAGUUCUCGACGAUAACAGAGAAUUAUUCAUUUCCGAAACUCAGCAAACCGUCAAAGCUCACGAAAACUUUAGACUGUUUGCUACUCAGAAUCCUCCUGGCUCUUAUGGCGGUCGCAAGCUCCUUUCGAGAGCUUUUCGUAAUCGCUUUGUCGAACUUCACUUUGAUCGUAUACCGUCUGAUGAGCUUGAAAUCAUUUUACAUGAGCGCUGUGCCAUGGCACAGACACAUUGCCGGCUGAUUAUCGAAGUGAUGCAUGAGCUUCAACGUCAACGAAAUGAAAAAGAUCUCUUCGCUGGGAAACAAGGCUUUAUUACUCUUCGUGACCUGUUUCGGUGGGCUGAGAGAAUCAAGUCGUUACAGAAAGUUGAAGAUUAUCCACAACAUUUGGCCGAUGAAGGCUAUCUUGUACUCACAGCUAAAGUGCGUACGUCCGAAGAGGCCCAAAGAAUUAGAAAAAUCAUUCACAAAGUAUUGAAACGUGAUGUAGAUCCUGACAACUUAUUUACUCUUCACGAUAAAACAUCGAUGGUGACAAGAGACAUUUUGGAAAAAAUAGAAAAUAUUAGAACAUCACCGUACAACAACAUCGUUUGGACUUAUUCAAUGCGUCGAAUGGCAGUACUUGUUCAAAAAGCUUAUGAAUUUAAAGAGCCUGUUUUAUUGGUUGGUGAGACUGGUGGAGGAAAAACUACUGUUUGUCAAAUGAUUGCAAAAAUGAUGGGAUGCAAAUUGCAUAUGGUUAAUUGUCACAUGCACACAGAAUCAUCCGAUUUUCUCGGUACUUUGCGCCCUGUGAGAAAUCGUGCCGAUGUCGACGGGAACAGAUUGUUCGAAUGGGUCGACGGACCUUUGAUUCAAGCUAUGCAAAACGGGGACUUCUUCCUUGCAGAUGAAAUAUCUCUCGCAGAUGACAGUGUUUUAGAAAGAUUAAACUCGCUGCUAGAGCCAGAGCGAAGUCUUUUAUUAACCGAGAAAGGUACUGAUUCUGAAAAUAUGAAAGAGAUGGACAAUCUUAUUGUCGCUCAUGAACAAUUUUUCUUCGUCAGUACCAUGAACCCCGGUGGUGAUUAUGGCAAAAAAGAACUUUCUCCUGCUUUGAGGAAUCGCAUGACCGAAAUCUGGUGCGAUGUAUGCAACAACAGAAAAGAUCUUCAAGCGAUCAUCGUGAAAAAUCUCAAUCAAAAUAUUGAUGGCAAAACUACUUUGGCUGAUUGCAUUUUAAACUUUGUUGAAUGGUUAACUAGUUCCGAUGUUGGAAAGAAUUUCACUUUUAGUAUCAGAGACGUAAUCAGUUGGGCAAAAUUCGUCAACACUUGUGUGGAAAAACAUGGCAAAAGAAAGCUCACCUUGAGCGAUGCCUAUUAUCACGGUGCUUGUUUGACAUAUAUCGAUAGUUUAGGUUCCGGAUUGACCAGCAUGGAAAGUACCCAAAAGCUGAAGACCUUCAAAAAUAAUGCUUUUGAUUUUUUAAAAUCACAAAUGGAUAAAUUGAUUGAGUCAACGUCAGAUUAUUUAAUGGAAGUGGACUGCGAAGAUCUUGAAUCCGAUCAAAUUUACGGAAUACCACCUUUUUUCAUCAACAGAGGCGAGUUGAGCCUUGCAGAAAGCUUCACAACAUUUACCUUUCAAGCAACUACAACUCAACAAAAUUGUUUAAAACUCUUGAGAGCCUUGCAGUUAUCUAAACCCAUUUUGCUCGAAGGUAGUCCUGGAGUUGGCAAAACUAGCUUGGUGUCCGCUCUUGCCAAAGCUUCUGGUCACAGUUGUCUACGUAUCAACUUAAGUGACCAAACUGAUGUGUCAGAUUUGUUUGGGGCCGAUCUACCAGUAGAAGGUGGCCGAGGCGGUGAAUUCGCAUGGAAAGAUGGACCUUUCUUGAGGGCCCUGAAGUCUGGUCAUUGGAUUCUCUUGGACGAAUUGAAUCUAGCAUCACAGUCUGUACUAGAAGGUUUGAAUGCUUGUUUUGAUCACAGAGGACAAAUUUUCAUUCCCGAAUUAGGCAAAACAUUCGAUGUUAAGUCGGAGACCAAAGUAUUUGCUUGUCAAAAUCCACUGAAUCAAGGUGGAUCUCGUCGCGGCUUACCCAAGUCAUUCUUGAAUCGUUUCACGCAAGUUUUUGUCGAUAUUUUGACUGACGAUGAUCUUAAGUUUAUUGCAACAUCGCUAUUUCCGAAAAUUGCAUCGUCAAUCGUCGCCAAGAUGAUUGAUUUUAAUUCACGUUUAGCUCGUGAAGCUGGAAACGGAGAAUGGGGUACUUACGGAGCUCCGUGGGAAAUGAACUUAAGAGAUGUGUGUCGCUGGUGCGAAGCAACCAUCGAAACUGCACAGGUGAACACCAAUGGAGACAUCGAGUAUAACCCCGGUAAUGCUCUCGAACUUAUUUAUGUCGAAAGAAUGAGAACCAAUGAAGACAAACACAUGGUUAAAAAAAUUUAUCACGAGAUGUUUGAUGUGACUGCUUAUCCGUUAUUACCGUCUAAAUCAAUUGUCGACCCUGCGGAGUCUGGCUUUAUGUGUUAA